Zygosaccharomyces rouxii is the source of this 609-nucleotide messenger RNA. RefSeq names its product Irc19p (gene IRC19). NCBI's taxonomy places the organism in Eukaryota, Fungi, Ascomycota, Saccharomycetes, Saccharomycetales, Saccharomycetaceae. The coding region runs from base 1 to 609 and encodes 202 amino acids. The transcript has a single exon. The record is from RefSeq and is a predicted model, not a curated record.
AUGGCUGGUCGAACUAUUCUUACUCGAAAUGCUGUGAUAAAUAGUACACACACAUUGAUCAAAUGCCCCGAAAAGUACUUGUUACCUUCGCUAGAGGUGUCCAAUCUUCCAUCUUUUGUCAGGAUGGCCUACAGACGUUUGUUCAGAUUACAAUCAUUUAUUUCCAAUAGGAAGAUGGUCAGGGACACAUACGGAGAAUAUCUGAGAUAUAAGUUUAAGAAGGAGAAUUACGAUACAAAGAGGUCUAUUGUAGUGGGCGACACGCCUAAGGCACCGCUUCGAGAAGAGAUACGUAAUAGCGUUAUGUUUGUGGUUAAGGCAGUUAGUCACUUACCUGAGACGAAGGAUUCCAAAUUUGCUAUUGCUAGGGAUAACACUACCUGUCGUCAAGUUUUGAAAAAUCUCUUAACCAUAGAAUAUGAAAAACAAUCUUUAAUAGCUAGAUAUCGACCACCAACGAAGCGUAGAGAUAUGGUUGGACCCUAUCAAAUAUACAGGAAAGAUUUCACUCACAUGCAAGAAUUGAAUAAAUCGGCACAGUGGCGAGUGUUCGGGGAAUUUGACAUCUGUACAGUUUAUUUGAAUGAAAUUUUACAGACUCGACUUUGA